AUGCAGCCCCUACACGGGUACCACAACCAUGCCAGGGCCUUGCAUGCCGCGACUUUCCUCCUGGUCCUCUUGUUUAUCUUGAUCCAAGUCGUGCGGAGCCGCCAGGAUGGCUAUGAAAUCAUCGAUACCGACCCCCUUGUUCCCCUGGUCAAGCCGGGGGGCAACAAGAUCACCGAGCACGAAACCAACUACCUGCGGGUGUUGGCGGAGGGAAACAACCUUACACAGACGAUCUCGUGGGUCUCGCAUAGAAUCAAGGCGGUGCCAGAGGCCGCUGAGAGGGUUCCCACGACGCACAUCAAGCAAAGGUUUACAGACAACGGGUUUCGGACCCUGCGCUGGGACGACGAUAACUUCGGUCUGGGGAUCGGAGGAGUCGCCAGGGUGCUUCCCGUACCGAAGAGCCCCGGCCCCGCCGGUGUCGAUGCCUCCGGCUUACUGUUCGGGGUCUCCACAUCGUACAGUCGCCUCACGUACGAUGGCGACUCCCUUAUCGGAGACUGGCAGCGAUGGCUCACAGACGGCCGGGGCCCUAAUGGGGCCACUAUCGUCGUGACACUCCACCAAGCCACCAGCCGGCAGGCGUGGGAGAUAUACCAAAAGCUGCAGGAUGCUGGAAUCGAUGCCACAGUGGUACCGCUGGAUACAGACUUGGACAAUGCCUCGAGAUACCUGGACAUGAUGACGAUCCUCCUGGAUGUCAGCGAGGCGCUGGCCGAGCAGGGGCAGCCGAAGCAGUAUCUCGGCCUUGUCGACGACGACAUCUUCUUCCCGACUCCGGAACAGCUCGUCUCGAAACUGUCAAUGUUCGACGCCUCGAGACCCUACUACCUUGGCCUCCCCAGCGAGCGUCCCGACUGGUUCGUCAAGAACGACACGUUGGUCACCCACGGAGGCGGCGCCGUCUUCUUCACGCCGCCAGCCGCGCUCAUCGUCUCUCACCUCCCCUGCCGCCCGCUGGAGGGCUUCACCGGGAACUAUACGCGAUGGGACAGCGUCCUCCACGACUGCGUGGGGAACCACACCGACCUUCCCUUCCAUGUCCUCCCAAGCUUCUACUCGCCCACCGACGCGCUCUACGCCAUGCAGGCCUCGACCUACGACAUGGGCGUCUCGCCGCUGACUCUCCGCCACUACAGGUCCCGCCACGGUUUCAACCCGAGCCGGGCACACCUCGUGACGUCCGUCUGUGGGGAGGCCUGCUUCCUCCAGCGCUUUCACUUCGGCGACAGAUGGGUCCUCGUGAACGGGUACUCCAUCACGCACUACUCCGAUGGCCUCGACGUCGUUCCCAUGGCGGGCGACGCGGAGCUCCUGGGGCCGAUGCAGUACGGCCACGAGGCGGAGAUGCCGCUCGGGGAAGGCAUCGUGCUGAGUGAGGAGGAGAGUGGGAAGGAGGUUGUGACGUGGAAGGGCACAAGGAACGUGUGGAGCUUCUUGGAUGCUGUUGUUGUGAGGGAAAGGGGCGAGGUGUGGCAGGCGUAUGUGAAGAGAAGAGGGACAUCGGGAUUCAUGGAAGGGGAGGUUGAUGACGAGGAUGGCGACGGGGAUCACUUCGACUCCGUCAUUGUGCUGGUGUGGGAAACGUGA
Molecule: messenger RNA, 1590 nt
Organism: Colletotrichum graminicola M1.001
Lineage: Eukaryota; Fungi; Ascomycota; Sordariomycetes; Glomerellales; Glomerellaceae
Exons: 1
Coding region: 1-1590 (529 amino acids)
Source: RefSeq, a predicted model, not a curated record